AUGGCCAGACUCAAUUCAGUACCAGUUCCAGCUCGAGAUUCUACAGCUGCGAAUCUAGAGCGUAUGCUGGCACGGUUACAAAAAAUUAUCUUGGACCCAGAUACAACAUUGUCGGGAUCUAGAAGAUAUGCUGAGUGGGUGAAGGUUGGCACGAAUCUGGAAUAUGCGCGGGGUUUGUUGGUACAUGUAGAGCAGGAUGCGCAGAACAUUAAAGUACAAUCGAGGAAACAGGAGAUCGGGGCGGAUUUAGUGCGCAAAAGUCAUUUGAUACAAAGACUUAGUGAACGAUUGGAGGAGCUGCUUGAGCUUGCAAGUUACGAGGAAGAGGGCGAGGAUUCGUCGGAGGGAGAGGAUCUGCUGGCUCAUGAUCAAGAUACACCCUCGGAAACUACAGAAGGGACGAAUACUACUCGAGAUGAAGAACGCUCUACACCUUCACCGACGGAUUACACGCCACCACCUAACACUCACAUGGAAUCUCUUCCUUCCCCAGUACAAACUCACUUCUCUCAACCCCCCGAGUCCUCUACUCUUCGCUCUCGUAACCACCGCGCCGAACUCUUCGAAACCGCCUCCAGACAAGCCCAUACAACAUCCACUUCAAACUCCAAAUCCGCCCCCAAACCCUCGUCGACAGCCACCGCCACAAACGAAACCCUCCUCACCCACCACCGCACCGAACAAGAAGUCCUUUCCAACUCCCUUCUCUCUAUGGCCCAAGAACUCCGAGCCCGAUCCCACACCUUCGCCAGCACCCUCGCUACCGAUUCCACUAUUCUAGAUUCCGCCGUUACAAAUAUCAAUAAGAACGAGAUAGGAUUGGAAGCUGCGUCGAAGAGGAUGGGUUAUUUGAGGAGUAUGACGGAAGGGAAGGGUUGGUGGGGACGGAUGAUGAUGUAUGCGUGGAUUGCGGGGUUGGCGUUGUUAGCGUGCGUUAUCGUGUUUGUCUUGCCGAAGCUGAGGUUCUGA
Messenger RNA from Sclerotinia borealis F-4128, 969 nucleotides. The record is from the annotation of a GenBank genome assembly. NCBI's taxonomy places the organism in Eukaryota, Fungi, Ascomycota, Leotiomycetes, Helotiales, Sclerotiniaceae.